This is a messenger RNA of Candidozyma duobushaemuli, 960 nucleotides long. RefSeq lists its product as uncharacterized. Gene Ontology annotation, molecular function: RNA polymerase I cis-regulatory region sequence-specific DNA binding. The transcript has a single exon. The record is from RefSeq and is a predicted model, not a curated record. Lineage: Eukaryota; Fungi; Ascomycota; Pichiomycetes; Serinales; Metschnikowiaceae. Gene Ontology annotation, cellular component: RNA polymerase I upstream activating factor complex. Bases 1 to 960 code for a protein of 319 amino acids. Gene Ontology annotation, biological process: nucleolar large rRNA transcription by RNA polymerase I.
AUGAAGAGGAAACCGAGUUUGCGAAAGCUCUGGUACGCCAAUGUCUACGAUGCUAGCAAUGACGGCUAUGUGAGAGACGUUGAGCUCAAUAUGGAUUCUUUGCUACGGCUGAAGCAUCACAUGCUGUCGUUCACCAAGAACAAGCAAAGGAAGGUUCUACUAGAUCCGCAAGCUCCUGACUACGAGGAUGUUUUUAUAGAAAAGGGUAACCCUAUGGGUCCGGACGAUAUCCUAGAAGCAAUUAAACCGCUGGCUCUUCGUAUACCAGUGCCACAGAGGGAGGAAAUUCCUGUUCUUCCACUGAGUGAUCUACUAAAAGCUUUGCAUUAUUAUAGCAGCCACAGUGGCCUACAGGAGCACUCUUGUGACGAGACGGCUCUACUUAGCUUGGGUAUGCUUGUGGAGCAGUGGGCAGAUGAGCUUGUCACAGAUGAUUAUGCAAAGAUGUUUGCUGAGGAAUCACAGGAUUUGAAGGGCAAGUUGCUACCAAACGACAAAGAGAAAAUCAAGCAGCCAAGACAGUACGUGUCAGAAUCGGAAGAGUCAGAUGUGAUAUCGUUAGACAUGAACUUCAGCGAUGUGGACUCGGAUUUUGAGAUUGAGGUUCCGGAAGCUCCAGACAGAGAGAAUGUUCAGAAAUCUCAAGAGACCGAAGACCAUAGCAGCUCUCCGAGUGACUCAGACAGCGAGUCGGAAUCUGAAAGUUCGAGUUCAAGCAAUUCAGACUCUGAAGAAGAAACCCAGUCACAGGUUUCACACGGUCAACAGGCAGCGGACUACUCAGAUGCUUCUGAAGAUUCCGAGCUCUCCAGCUCAGACUCGCUCAACGACUUUAUAUCAAAUGAUGAGGGGUCUCGACAGGCGGGCUCCAGCUCGGAAGAGCCCGAUUCUGAAAGCGAAAACUCAGAUUCAGACUCCGAAUCAAGUGAAACCGAUCCCGUGGAAGAUUCCUCCGUCUAA